Molecule: messenger RNA, 1604 nt
Organism: Epinephelus lanceolatus (giant grouper)
Lineage: Eukaryota; Metazoa; Chordata; Actinopteri; Perciformes; Serranidae
Product: trans-1,2-dihydrobenzene-1,2-diol dehydrogenase-like
Molecular function (GO): nucleotide binding
Source: RefSeq, a predicted model, not a curated record
ACAGCAUGACAGUUUAUACGUUUCUUUCCCCGAACGUGCAACCUUUCCCAAGGUCACAGCUCGCCAGCAGCUCAGAUCUUUACUAAAGCACCAUCCUGCUCAUUUGUCACUAACCAUCCAAUUCAACAUGGCGACCCAAUGGGGGCUCUGCGGUGCGGGGAAGAUCAGCCAUGACUUCAGCGUGGCCAUGAAGACGCUGCCUCCUGGAGAUCACCAGAUAACAGUCGUUGCAUCGAGGAGCUUGGAGCGUGCCAAGGAGUUUGCCAAAAAGCACGGUAUUCCGAAGGCUUACGGCAGCUAUGAGGAGCUGGCCAGCGACCCAGAUAUUGACGUUGUGUACCUGGGAGUGCUGCACACAGAGCACUGGCGAGUUGGUCUGCUGUUCCUCAAGGCCGGGAAGAAUGUGUUGUGUGAGAAACCUUUCGCUAUGAACUCUAGACAGGUGAAAGACCUCGUCGUCGCUGCCAAGAAGAACAAUGUCUUCCUGAUGGAGGCCAUCUGGUCCCGCUGUUUCCCCGUGUACGCCGAGGUGCGCAGGCUGCUGGCGGAGGAGGCAGUAGGUGAGCUGAAGCUGGUAAAGGCCUACUUCGGCUCCCCUCAGCUCCACAUCCCCCGCUCAGUGGAGAAGGAGCUGGGCGGUGGCGCGCUGCUGGAUAUCGGCGUGUACUGCCUGCAGUUUGUGCUGAUGGUUUUCAACGGAGAGAGGCCAGAGUCCAUACAGGCCACAGGGGCGCUGCUUGACUCAGGAGUGGAUGAGUCAGUGGUUGUGGUGAUGAAGUUCUCCAGGAACAGGAUGGCCUUCUGCGCAUUUUCAAUCUCCGCUCGACUUCCGAACGAUGCUGUCAUCAGUGGCACUGAGGGCUCCAUUAAAGUUCUCGGCCCCAUGCACUGCCCUACCACACUUGUGGUGAAUGACAAGGAGACGGAGUACCCUCUGCCUGAACCCUGCCUCCCUCUGAAUUUCACCAACAGCACCGGGCUUCGCUAUGAGGCAGAGGAAGUGAGGCAGUGCCUGCUUAAAGGACUUAAGGAGAGCCCACGGAUGCCUCCGGCGGACUCUGUCUUACUGACAGAGAUCAUGGAUGAAAUCAGGAAACAGGUGGGAGUUUCCUUCUGCCAGGACAGCCAAUGACUACACUCCAAAGGCGGGCUGUUUCACCUGACCUAAACCUACUCAGAUGGAACGGAGGGAGCUGCUCGGGGCAGGGCUUUGGAUCUUCGGUAUAAGCAGAUCACUCACGGCACUGUGUGACAAAUCCUAAGCAGAUGCAGUGUCACCGAGACAACUGUGAUUCAUGUAAUAUAAUGAGCUGCCACUGAAUUAAAGAUACAAUCGUCAACUUAUUGGAACGUGAAAAUCUUGGGUACAUUAUUAGUUUUUUUUUUUCCCAGUCAUCCUACCCUAGAGUCACCAUGUAAACACCCUGUAGGUGCUUAUGUUACAGUACAUGGCAUACACCGACACUGUCCCAAACCAGAUAAAUCACAAUGCAAACAACAAGAGCACCCAUGUCCUGUAAUCAAGUCCCAGGCCUUUAAAGACAAACCCAGCUGUCACUGUGGGCUGUGUGAUUGAUGAAUCCAAUAAAGGAGUGAUUGUGAAA